AAUUGUGGGUGGAGCUUUCUUUACAUUCAGUACUCUCUUCUCUUCUUUGUUCAACCUCAACUCAAACUAUAGCUCUGCGAUGGAUGAGAGUGGUAUGGAUCCAGGGUCCACUCCUCCGGCACCGUCUACCCACAAGUAUAUGUCAGUCCCUGAGAAAAUAGAGCUGACCAGUGGUGGAGUAAGGGAUGGAUAUUCUACUGGUAGUGAAGCCUGGAUGGAUCAGUCUAGCUAUAGGCCUAUGAAUGUACCUGAUAUGAUCACACUGGAGCAGCCUAUUGCUGCUGCUGAAGGAAGACCCUCCAGAGAGACUGACCAAUCACAAGCCAGUCGACUGAUUACCGAGGGCGGGGGAGAGUCAAGGCCUCAGAUACAGCAAAUGGAGCCUCCUAACUGGCCUCAGGAGCAUCAAGAGCCUCAGGCAGUAGUUCAAGAGUCCCCAGCCAUUGCAAACCUCGACAAACGAGUGAGAAGCUUAGAGCAGCAAGUGCAGAGACUCAGAGACAUUGCUGGGAGCAGAAAUGGCCCGGGUGGUGAAAUUAGACAAGGGAAUAACUUUUGGUAUGUGGUCACUUUCGCUGGCUGGAUGAUGAUACCUCUUAUAGUGAUGUAUAUGAACCGAUACAGGAGAUGAACUGAUUUAUGUAUAUAUUAUUAUCAUGUGAUUUCUAUUCACUAUUUCAUUAAAGUUAUACCAAGA
Molecule: messenger RNA, 697 nt
Organism: Halichondria panicea
Lineage: Eukaryota; Metazoa; Porifera; Demospongiae; Suberitida; Halichondriidae
Exons: 3
Coding region: 80-631 (183 amino acids)
Source: RefSeq, a predicted model, not a curated record